Vanrija pseudolonga is the source of this 472-nucleotide messenger RNA. RefSeq lists its product as uncharacterized. The record is from RefSeq and is a predicted model, not a curated record. NCBI's taxonomy places the organism in Eukaryota, Fungi, Basidiomycota, Tremellomycetes, Trichosporonales, Trichosporonaceae. The transcript has 3 exons. Bases 158 to 472 code for a protein of 104 amino acids.
GGCACAAGCGCGACUGUGAAUAGAAGUACGGGUACAGCAUCGCUGAGGUCGAGGAUGCUGUCACUAGCGCCUUCCCACACGUUGCCCUGCGAUACAAGGACGUAGCGCGCGUCAUCUGCAAGAACCUGCCGGCCAAGCAGCGCGGCAGCCAUGCCCGAUGGGUGAAUGCCUUCUUGUACGAGCCCAUACGCGGGGAUGGCCCACGGUGGCCAUCUCCUUCCACCGCAUCACCGAGGAGAUCGACGGCGAGGACGUCGAGGUCUGCGUGCUGGGGAAUUGCAUGUUCCAUGAAGAGAAGUCCAAGGGCGGAUGCAGCCUCAGCGGACUGAAGCUUCGGCUGGCCCAUGACCGUGUCGACGAGGAGACCCUCAAGACGAUCAAGGUCAUAGAGUGGACGGAGGCGCCGGCGCCAAAGAAGGCCAAGAUCACUGGAUCUCGUGGCCGUCGCCGCAACCCUCCUCCACUUGACUGA